Thamnophis elegans (Western terrestrial garter snake) is the source of this 2520-nucleotide messenger RNA. Its product is annotated as vomeronasal type-2 receptor 26-like. Gene Ontology annotation, cellular component: membrane. The record is from RefSeq and is a predicted model, not a curated record. The transcript has 6 exons. Lineage: Eukaryota; Metazoa; Chordata; Lepidosauria; Squamata; Natricidae. Bases 1 to 2520 code for a protein of 839 amino acids. Gene Ontology annotation, biological process: G protein-coupled receptor signaling pathway. Gene Ontology annotation, molecular function: G protein-coupled receptor activity.
AUGAACAGCAGCAAAAGCCAGGAAGAGCUCAGCCAGGUCAAGGAGAACAAGAGGAAGAGAAUAGUGACAGAGAAUUACCAGCAAAUCUUAGCUUUGGCCUUUGCUGUAAAGGAAAUCAAUGACAACCCUAGGAUGUUAGUAAACAUUACACUAGGAUUCAAUAUUUAUGACAGCUAUCUAAGUUCCAAAUGGACCUAUCAUGCUGCAAUACAAUUUGUCUCUUUGAAAAACAACCUUAUGCCCAACUACAAAUGUGGCAUCCAGGAUACCCUCUUGGCAGUAACUGAAGAUCUGACUUCUGAACGCUCCUAUCAGAAACCCAAUAUUUUGAGCAUCUACAAGAUUCCACAGUUCAUCUAUGGCUCUGCAAUGGUGCUGACAGAAAAGGACCAUCUUCUUUACUACUAUCAGAUGACUCCAAAUCUUCUACAUCAAUAUAGAGGGAUUAUGAAAUUACUGCAGCAUUUCAACUGGAAUUGGAUCACAUUCUUUAUUGCCAAUGGGAUGCAUUUAGAGACUGUUAUGAAUGUUAUCAUUCCAGAAUUUGCAAAAAAUGGUAUCUGUACUGCAAAGGUAUACACAUUUGUUUUGUGUCAUGGUGAAAACCGCAUGAAAUGUAUAGAAAAAUCUUAUUGUGAUGUCAUGAAUAGCAAAGCCAAGAUUCUGAUUUUCAGUGGAGACCUGCGUUCCAUGAUUUUAUUGAGAUGGUUGCUAUCUUUUAAAUUUGGGCAAAUUAUAGGAAAAACUAAAGGCCAUGUUUGGCUUCUAACCGUUGGGAUGGAGCUGAAAAACAUCAUUGCACCUGCUGCGAGGCCAAUACUUGAAUUCCAUGGUUCAUUUUCCUUUACAGUCCAUUCUGAUGAAAUCCAGGGAUUCCAGCAAUUUCUCCAGAACAGAAACCCUUUGAAUUCAGAAGGGGAUGGUUUUAUCAGAAAUUUCUGGGCUCGGACAUUUCACUGUCCAUUCCAGGGCUCUGGGUUCCAUCCUAAGAAUAGGGAUAUCUGCACAGGGAUGGAAAGACUGGAGAACCUUCCUGAGCAUGUCUUUCCCAUGAGAAUUACAGGCCAAAGCUAUAGCAUCUACAAUGCUGUUUAUGCUGCGGCUCAAUCCUUACAUGUCAUCUAUGAAUCAAUAUCCAGAAACAAGGCAAUGGAUGAAAGGGAAAGAAAAAAAUAUCUCACACAACAGAUCUGGCAGCUUUCUAAUCUACUAGAAACAUUAUCAUUUAAUAACAGUGCUGGAGAAAAAAUUUCCUUUCAUCAUGAGGGCUCUCUACUUGCAGGAAUUGACAUCAUUAAUUGGAUUACAUUCCCAAAUGAAUCUUUCAUUGGACUGAAAGUUGGAAGGAUGGAUCCAUGGGCCCCUUCACACAAAGAACUUACCAUCAAGGAAGAGGAUAUUGUAUGGCAUCCUGGAUUUAACCAUACACUACCUAUCUCUGUGUGUAAUGCCAAUUGUCAGCCUGGCUAUCAGAAAGAAACAAAGGGGGGAGAACCAUUUUGUUGCUACAAUUGUGUGCCUUGUCCAAAAGGGUGGAUUUCUAACAAAACAGAUAUGGACAAUUGUUUCAAAUGCCCACAAGAUCAAUAUGCAAACAAGCAACAGAAUGGAUGCAUUCCAAAGGUCAUUAGCUAUUUGUCCUAUGAAGAACCGCUGGUUAUGAGCAUAGUUACUUGUACAGUCUUGUUGUCUGCUACUACUAUUCAGAUCUUGAAGACAUUUAGGAAGCAUCACAAUACUUACAUAGUGAAAGCAAACAAUCGUGAUCUUUCCUACCUUCUUCUCAUCUCACUUCUGCUCUGUUUUCUUUGCUCAUUGCUGUUCCUUGGCAGACCACUAACAAUAACAUGUCUCCUCCGCCAAACUACUUUUGGGGUCAUUUUCACCAUGGCUGUUUCUUGUGUGUUGGCAAAAACCCUUAUUGUAGUUCUGGCUUUCAUGGCCACAAAGCCAGGAUCCCAGAUGAAGAAGUGGACGGGGAAACGACUGGCCAGCUUAAUUGUUGUUUCUUGCACUUUUCCUCAAGUAGGCAUCUGUGUUGUGUGGCUUGCAACAUUCCCUCCUUUCCCAGAUAGUGAUAUGCUUUCAAUGAGUGAACAAGUUGUCCUUCAGUGUAAUGAGUCAUCACCUAUCAUGUUCUAUCUUGUUUUGAGCUACCUGGGAUUACUAGCCAUUGCCAGCUUCACUGUAGCUUUCUUUGCCCGGAAGUUGCCAGACACUUUUAAUGAAGCCAAAUUCAUCACUUUCAGCAUGUUGGUGUUUUGCAGUGUGUGGCUGACCUUUGUUCCAACUUACCUGAGCACCAAAGGAAAAUACAUGGUCACUGUGGAGAUCUUCUCCAUCUUAACCUCUAGUGCCGGAUUGCUGGGGUGUAUCUUUGGUCCCAAAUGCUACAUUAUUCUGUUGAGACCUGAGCUGAACAAAAGAGAGCAUUUAAUCAGCAAAAAAACCCUGAAGAUGUCAAUUUUGCAAUGGCAGCAUCCUCAAUUGUACCAGAAGAGGGUUGGAGUGACAUUUUAG